Pterocles gutturalis (yellow-throated sandgrouse) is the source of this 712-nucleotide messenger RNA. RefSeq names its product toll-like receptor 1. Gene Ontology annotation, molecular function: Toll-like receptor 2 binding; lipopeptide binding; transmembrane signaling receptor activity. NCBI's taxonomy places the organism in Eukaryota, Metazoa, Chordata, Aves, Pterocliformes, Pteroclidae. Gene Ontology annotation, cellular component: membrane. The annotation marks the transcript as partial. The transcript has a single exon. The record is from RefSeq and is a predicted model, not a curated record. Gene Ontology annotation, biological process: immune response; cellular response to bacterial lipopeptide; toll-like receptor signaling pathway.
GAGGCGGUCUGGGGGGAAGCUGUUCGGCUGGCCAGUGGCGUAUGUGUGCGAGUACCCGGAAGACUUGCGAGGAACGCAGCUGAAGGACUUCCACCUGAGUGAACUGGCUUGCAACACGACACUCUUGCUUGUGACAGCUCUGCUGCUGACACUGGUGCUGGUGGCUGUCGUGGCCUUUCUGUGCAUCUACCUGGACGUGCCGUGGUACAUGCGGAUGACGUGGCAGUGGACGCAGACGAAGCGGAGAGCUUGGCACAACCAGCCCGAAGAGCAGGAGAUGGUUCUGCAGUUCCAUGCGUUCAUUUCCUACAGCGAGCGUGACUCGUUGUGGGUGAAGAACGAGCUGAUCCCAAACCUGGAGAAGGGGGAGGGCUGUGUACAACUGUGCCAGCAUGAGAGAAACUUUAUUCCUGGCAAGAGCAUUGUGGAGAACAUCAUUAACUGCAUUGAGAAGAGCUACAAGUCAAUCUUUGUGCUGUCUCCCAAUUUUGUGCAGAGCGAGUGGUGUCACUAUGAGCUGUACUUUGCCCAUCACAAAUUGUUCAGUGAGAAUUCCAACAGUUUGAUCCUCAUUUUACUGGAGCCGAUCCCUCCAUACAUUAUCCCUGCAAGAUAUCACAAGCUGAAGGCUCUCAUGGCAAAGCGAACCUACCUGGAGUGGCCGAAGGAGAGGAGCAAGCGUGCCCUUUUCUGGGCUAACCUGAGGGCAGCU